Maylandia zebra (zebra mbuna) is the source of this 3702-nucleotide messenger RNA. It is a transcript of the gene adgrg1, whose product is annotated as adhesion G protein-coupled receptor G1. The record is from RefSeq and is a predicted model, not a curated record. Gene Ontology annotation, biological process: adenylate cyclase-activating G protein-coupled receptor signaling pathway; cell surface receptor signaling pathway. Gene Ontology annotation, cellular component: plasma membrane. Gene Ontology annotation, molecular function: G protein-coupled receptor activity. NCBI's taxonomy places the organism in Eukaryota, Metazoa, Chordata, Actinopteri, Cichliformes, Cichlidae.
CACCUAGUUAUCUGUGGACAGGCUUCGCGGUGGUCGGCUUCAAUUAUCGUUUUACUGGGACACUUUUUUUUAAUCGCUCACUUUCCUUUAAAAAACAAAACAAAAAACGUUUUCACGGUUUCGAACUGCUGCUGCCGCAAUUACCGGGGAAAAAAAUAGCAGCAACGGUCCAGGAUGAACUUUUCCUUAUCCCGGUUAACAUUUUCGCUUCUUUGAUUGGAGAAUCCCGGGCGUGUGGAACUACACUUUUCCAUUUUUAGUGGGUUCACUGCGAGUGGAACAGUGGGCGAAAGUGUUAGGUGAAGACUUUGAACAUCAUAAAGCGUGGUGGUGAUUUUCACGAGGAGACCUGAAACCUCGAAUACUGACGGGGGAAAUAUUCAAGAACAGGUUUUAGCAACCGAGCUGCAGCCGAUGGAUAAUCUGAAGUUUGCGCUCUUCUUAAUCAUCCUCACCACUGUUUCCAGUAACAAUGACAAUGACCUGGACUGGAACUUUUGCGGCACAUGGCACCAUGGCAACAACCCCCUGAGCCUGAACCUCAACAUCUCUACUGGCUGUAAAGGAAUCUCCAUUUCAGCCAAUGAGAGCUUUCUGUCCAUCAACGGGCAGAUCACAGCCCAGUGUAGGCGAUCUGAAGUGAUUACCUUCAAGCACCUUGGACUUGAGUCAGGGGAGGACAUCAAGUUCUGUCUGGACUGGGAGCCACUGCUGGACCAGUUAAUGCUGACAGUAGGAGAGAAGAAGCUUAUUCUGUGCUCACCUGCAAGCCUGCAGGAUUCCUGCUGCACUGACCUGAGUGAUGUCCAAAACACACAAGAAGCAGACUACGGCAUCCUCAAUACCGAGAUUUAUCAUGAUUUCAUCACCGACAAAACACGGAUGGCGUACAACUUUCAAGCACAUUCCACCAACUACACAGAAUUAUGUGAACAGGCGAAACGGGAAUCCGGCCCCAACAAGUGUGCUGAGCCUCCAUACGCUCACAAAUCUGAUGUGGAGAUGAAGGAAGAUUUCAAAGGCCACAGCGUCACAUCACCUGCCAUUGCUGGUAGACCUGUCAAGUCCAAUAUCACUGUCCACCUCCCUGCUGCCUUAAAACAAGCUGCGAAAAAUGUUAACAAUGUAGCCUGCACUUUCUUCAAGAACAUCUCCCUGUUACAGGAGGCUCACAAAACUGCCAAGCCUAUCAAUGAUGUGGUGGAAAUCACGGUGGAGAACGAGAUCAUCAGAAAUCUGCCUGAACCCAUUAGGAUAGAUUUUUACCAUGAAGCCGUAUCUAAAAGAAAAACAAGGGCAUGUGUUUCAUGGGACACCAGAAAAGAUUCUCUGCAGGUGAACUGGUCGAAGGAUGGAUGUAAGACAGAACAGAGUGGGGAAAACCACACUGUGUGUCAGUGUAACCAUCUGACGUACUUCACUGUGCUGGUGGACCUGAAUCGUCAACCAGUGCCCCACCUGCUGGAGCUUACUGUCAUUACAUAUCUGGGAUGUGCCGUAUCUCUGAUCAGCUGUGUUGCUCUUAUAAUAUAUCUCUGCAGGAAAAGGAGGCGAUCAAAGGAGCAGUCCUUGCCCAUCCAUGUGGGCUUAGCUGUGUCCCUCGCCUUCCUCAGCCUGAUUUUUUUCUUCAAUGGAGUCCUGGCUAACGUGGGAGGGGAAAGUGUGUGCACUUGGGUAGGAGCAGUACUUCACUACGCCCUCCUCUGCUCCUUCGCCUGGAUGGGCAUCGAAGUGUUGCACACUUUCUGGUUGGUCUACAUGGUCUUCACCCCCCGUCUGAAGCCCUACAUUUGGAACCUAGUUGGUUUUGCUCUUCCUGCUGUUCCCGUUGUCAUCCUGGCUCCAAUAGGUGAUAUUUAUGGGCUCAUAGAGGUGCCACCAAGCGAAGACCCUGAGAAUCCAUAUAAGAUGUGUUGGAUGGAUAUAAAUGAGAAUAAAGGCUGGCUAGCUUUCUGUUUGACCAACAUGAUGACUCUGGCCCUCCUGGUGUCAUCUGGCCUUGUGAUGCUGUUCCUGGUCUACAGGCAGAUCCGCACCAGGGAUGAAUGGAAACAGAACCGAGUGGCGUUUCUCAGCAUCUGGGGCCUCAGCUGCUUAUAUGGGACCACUUGGGGUCUGGCCUUCCUUAAGUUUGAGCCCAUUUCUACCUUUAUUCUCUUCAUCACCUGUAUCCUCAACUCAUUUCAAGGUUUCUUCCUGAUGCUGCGAUUCUGCAUGCUGGACUGGAUGCAGAAGCAGGCUGGUGGCUCUGGUCUUGGCAGCAGCAGCACCGGUUCUACCAGGCAGCACAUGCUCCAGGCCCAGGAGAAGAGUUAAAUGAACAAAGAUGCAGAAGCCGGACUUUGAAUGUAAAAAUAAUGCCAGUAUACCACCAGUGAUGGAGGAGCUGGAGGUUGACCAGGACGUUUCUCCUGGAGGAGUGUUCUGAUGAAAUGUGUCUGUCAGGGGUGGUAACUGCAGGAGAAUAUGAGCUACAGCUAAAAAAAAAAGGUACAGCAGGUUCUCCAUAUAUCCUACGUUUCUUAACUCUGUAACUCGGUAGUAACGAGCACAAGUUAGCUGUACGGGCAAACACAAAUAUGACCUGCUGUGUAACUGUAAAAGUGAAGAUGGGUCAGUAUUCCUUCCCAAACAUAAUCCAGCUGCUGUAACUUCUCAAACUUUGAGUGUACAAACCUUUUUUAUUCACUCUAAAUUAUUUAUUCUUGAGCUUGUGUUCUAUUUAGUAAUCAUUACAACAGGAGAAAAAAGAAACAUUUUACAAAAUAUAUUUGCUGUUUAUUUAUAGCUCUAUAUGUCACACAUUCUGAGUUAUAAUUAAUUUUGGUGGCGAUUAGCUAAAUAUUAUAUAUCAAUAAUUCACUCAAGUUGCAUUACAAAAAGGCAUUUAAUCACUUGAUUCUUUUAAUUUAGGCCCGUGGCAAAGAAAUGACAGUAUCACUCAGGAACUCCUUAAUCAGGCCUAAAGCCUGCGUUUGCAGAAAAGCUAGACUGGCUCUAGUUGUACAGGAGGGGGAUGUCAAAGUUCAAACUAACGUAUGUGAAAUUAGAAAUUGUAAGUUGGAAAUAAUUAUGAAUUAUUCCCAACACGGAAAUUGCGAGCAGGAAUAGAUGCAGGUUACUGUUCUAUUGUAUAUAAAAAAAAGAAAGCUAUAUAAUACUAUUGACGAUGUUUUGAACUUUAGAUAAGCUUUUUAUUUUAUAUUUUGUAUCAUGUAUGCUUUUUUAUAGCUGCUUCCUAAGUUGUUUAAAGUAGCACUUUAGAUUUUCGGUCAUUUAAACAUGUACUUGUUGAGCCUCAGUGAGUUUUCUUUUGAACUGUUUUAAUGUGCAGAUGGUAAAUUCCAUAUUGCAUUUGUCCACACUGUAAAUUAAUAAGUGAAUAUUUUAUAAAUGAAUCCAGAGUGACUGUUUUUCUUUUUUUCAAACCUGAUUAUCAGACCUUUGUCUUUAAAAUGGGCCAAAAUGCAUUUAUUUGGUUGGAUGCGUUCCAGUAUUAAAUAGAAAUGUAAAAUUGUCAUGUAUUUCAUUGGCGUUAUGUUUCAGUCAUGUCCAGCAGAACUCACAUAUGUAAGCUUUUAGAUACUGUGAUGUUUGCACUUUUUUCAAAAUUUUAAAACUAAAAUAUAUGUCACUCAAUUUAAUGUGUAUAUUUUGGUUUUCUGGAUAUAUAUUGACUUUUAAUUAAAAAAAAUCUUUUGG